This is a messenger RNA of Diversispora eburnea, 2580 nucleotides long. The record is from the annotation of a GenBank genome assembly. NCBI's taxonomy places the organism in Eukaryota, Fungi, Glomeromycota, Glomeromycetes, Diversisporales, Diversisporaceae.
ACUGAACCUUUCAAAAAAAUGUUUGGUUGGAAUAAAACUUCGGAAAAAAUAAGGAAUAGCGGAUCAAGAACGUCUGAAUCCCUAAAUCUUGGCAUUGAUGAUUUUGAUUUAUCACCGGGAGCUGAUGAAUUAACUGAAGAAGAUCUAGUUAAUCCAGAAUUAUUGGGAGAAUUAAGAGCACUAUCUACUAGCGACCUGAAAAAUGAACAGAAAUCAAAAACACCAAAAACAUCCAAAACAUCAAAACCGGUUGCUAAGCCAACAAAUAAAUCACCAAAAUCUACAACAGUUUUACCCGAAGUUGAUAUUGAUGCAUUGGGUGUACAAUUUCAAAAUGAUGACGAUGAUGUCGAGGUUGAGUUAACUGAAGAAGAUAUGAAGGAUCCAGCCUUAUUAAAUGAUUUAAAAAGUCUAGGCUAUCAAAAUGAAAGAAAUUAUAAUGUGGGCAAAUCUAUAGAACAAGAUGAUCAAUCACAAUUUCAACCAAAAGAAGAUCAAUCUACAAUUGGUACGUCUGAUGCUGAUUCGCCACUUGAAGUCAAAUUAUUAGAAGAAAAUGUGGAUAUUUUGGCUAAAUACAUUCAACAAGAAAAACUUAAAGCUGUGAUUCAAAGCCGUGCAGGAGAUAAGAAAGGAGCAAUGGAAAUUGUUAGAGGUUAUAAACAAUUAGAAGAAAAACGUUCUCAAAUAUUAGCAAAAACUUCAAAAACUCCAUCUGAUGUGGCUCACUCAAAAUCAACUGCCGUUUCCAAAGCAGUAGAAAAUGUUCAACCGUCAAAACCUAAUUUAACAAACUCAGAACUUAUUUUAUCCAUAAAACAACGACUGGAUCAAUAUAUGAAUGCUGUAAAUGUUUUUAAAAAUACAAAUUACCAAAGGGCCAAAGAAUAUAUGAAUAUUGCUAAAAGUUUGCAAACAGUCAUUCAAUCUUUAUUAAAGGGUGAAAAUUUACCUGAAAAUUGGGUUUUGCCUGGAGAACCAGUUAUGUCAGAAAAAGCACCUCCUAGUUCACCUAGUUCAGCAACUCCAAAGAAUAAGGCUCCAGCUUUUAUUGCUCCCUCUCCAUUACCAACCAAAGCAUCAACUUCUAAAGAGAAAGUUUUGGUUGCAAUUGAUAACGUUGAUGAAUCUCAAUUUUUGAAUGAGGAUUUAACUACGAUGUCGAAGAAAGAUCAAUAUGAAAAAUUUCUAAAGGUUCAUUUAGAGUCCCAAAUUUCGUCGUGUCAGACGAUCUCAGCUUUCUAUCUAAAAUGUGGUCACAAGAAUGAGGCUAUGAAUUUUCUUCGAUAUAAAAAAGCGUUCGUUGCUGAUUUAGCAUCCCUGGCAUCCUAUCAAAAACACGAUAAAGACAUGCCACCUUUCCAUUUUAAGGAAGUGACUUACGAUAUAGAGAAUGCAUUUUUUGAUCUAUCAGCGAAUGAUUUGGAAAUUUGCAUAGAAAGAGCUUGGAAUCUUGGAAAUAAAGAAGUUAAUGGGAAAGAUGUUGAAGCAUAUGUAUGUUGGGAUAUCGGGUGGCCACUUGAAGGUAGUCAAGGUGCUGGUAAUGGAAAGGGUGAUACUUCCGUUGCUAAGCGAGGCAUGGAUCCAGAAUUCAAUUGGAAAAAGAUUAUAAGCAUAGAACGCACUAGACCAUUUAUACGUCAUGUUGAAAGAAAAAAGGCAACAUUUGAAGUUUUUCAUUAUAGAGGAUUUUUACGAAAAGCUAUUUCGCUUGGAAAAGCUCAAGUCAAGCUUGACCCAUUUAUAAAAAAAUCCGAAAUACAUGAUGUUUUCGAGCUUGUUGAUAACAAUCGUAGACCAACAGGUGGAAGAUUAGAAAUUCGUUUACGCAUGAGACAUCCGUUAGAAAAGGCGGAUAUUAUUACAAAAAAAGAAAGAUGGUUGAUUAUUGAUGAGUUUAACACGAACACAAAUACUUCUGGUUUAAAUACUUUGUCCUCAACAUCUCAACAAAUAUCAUCUCCUGUAUCUCGGCCUGGCUCGUUACAGGACAUAUCAUCUCAGCCUGACUUACUACAGGAUGCAUCAUCUACGCCAAUCAGAAAAACUUCUGCAUCAGAUAUUUCAACUCUGACACCAAAAACGUCAUCGCAAGUAUCUACCCCUGUUUCGCAAAAACAGUCAACAUAUAAUGUACCUCCCGUAACUCCGAGCAAAGAAGCGAAAUCAACAGAAAUUGAUCAAAAUGAGUUGGAACAAGCUGAAGAAGAAUUAAAUAGUGUCGAUUUGAUGGUUUCAAGUAAAUUGCUUCAACAAGAAAGUGAAUUAAUUGAUGCCCAGAUUGCGUCUUUACAAACACAACAAAAAUCUGUGCCGGAAGAUUUAUUAGAUAGAAAGUCUGCCAUUCAAAUUAAAACAAAUUUGAUGGAAAUACAGGUUCAAACUGGACAGUUGACUAUUGAUAAAUAUAUGGAUAAUGUAAAGAAUUACAUUGUUAAUUGCAAAAAAUUAGCAUUAAUAUUCAAAAAAGCAGGUAGACUGGAAGAAGCCAAGAAAUUACUUAGUAGAAGUAAACUAAUGGAAGGUGAAGUGAAAGAAAUUGAAGAAGCAAUGUCUGGUGGUGGAAUGGAUAAUGAAUAA